AUGGAUGAUCACGAAGAUGAAGAGCAUAAAAAUGAGCAACAAAUGCAUGAUAUCAUUGUAUAUUUUGCAUUGUUCACUGGAAUUGUUCUAAUUUGGAUAAGAUAUAGUUGGGGAGCAUUUUAUGGAUGUAUUCCCAAAAUUCCAGUUCGUCAAAAAUGGCCACCGUUUCUGUUUGCUUUUUUGAUGUGCAUUAUUAUUGGUUUAUUUAUUUCAUGUUUAGUUUUGGAGAUUUCGAUGCAAAAUAAACGAGAUAAAAUUGCAAAUACGGAAGAAAGUCCAGUCACCAAAACGUUGAACCGUGAGUUUGGUUCUGUUAGUCCAUAAAAAACGAUGAGGUACAAUUUUCAGAUGUCUCCAAUCAAGUUAAUGCUUCACUUCAAGCAUUAUAUGCAGUCAGAACACUUCAAGAGUCCGAGUUUCGUUUUCCAAAUGCUACUGAUAUUGUGUCAAAAUUAUCUGCUAGAACGAAAUUUAAUGAUAUUGCAAAGGUUCGUUGAGAUAUUGAUGUUAUCUAUUCAAAUAUUUAUAUUAUUUUUUUAGUUGAAUCUAAUUGGAAUCGAUAUGACCAAAUUAGGCGAUGCUCUUAACGAAGUCAAAAAAAAUUGCCCAAAUGAAGAAAAAACUGUGGAUUCCAUCAAAAAAGAUGCUGAACGUUUCAAUGUUUAUCUCUAUGAAAUUAAUGGUUUCAAAGAGCUUGUUUCUAAUAUAUCAAAAGGUGGUAAAUUUGAAGGAAUCGAUUCUUAUGCACCUGAAAAGGAGUUUAAUGAUGACAUAACAUCAAUUCAUGAACAUCUGAUGAGAGUUGAAAGAUUUUUCGAGAAUUUCUUGAAAUCUUUGGAUGAAUCAAAGUCAUUUUUGAAGGAGAUAUACGAUAGAAAAACUGCUUAUCAACGAGAUAAAUUGUGGAAAGGAAUUAUCAAAAUCUAUAUUCCUCUUGCAUUUAUUCUACCAACUGUAUGUUUUUCAAUAUUUAUCCAUCUUUAUUAUCGAAAUUCACCAGUUGACAACAAAAUUCUAUCUUUUCUCGUAUCUGCUUCAUUCUUUUUGGUCGCAUUUUUUGUUAUUUAUCUUGCAAUUGUUCAUAUUUAUUUUGAACAUGCAGAAGAAACAAUUUGCUCGAAAUCUGAAUAUAAAUUGUUUGAACAAGUGAUGUUGCCGCAUUUUGGUUCAAGAAUGGAAGACAAAUUGAAUGACGAGUUUGUGAAAUGUGCGAAAAAGAAUGAAAAGUUUGAUGUGAAAGUUAUGUUGAUAACAAGUGGAAGAUUUUUGAGAGGUUAUGGAGAUGGGAUAUUGAAAAUUGUUCGAAAAGUUGUUUUGAAUAGAGUUGCAGCUUUGCCCAACGAUAAUUUUGUAACAAAUGCCACGGAAAGAAUCAAUAAAUUCAAAACAACUGGUCUAAACUGUUCGAAAAACUAUGCUCCGUUUCACACACACUUGGAAUCUUUGUCCAAAUUUUUCAACAAGGCCCAUGAAUUUCGAGAAAAAAUGGAGUUCGGAACACUGAAAGAGAUGUCAGUUUCGGCGAUUGAAGGCAGUUUGAAAUCAAUUGUUGAACAAUCUGAAAAAUGGGUUAAACAGAUAAAUGUAAGAAAUAUUUUAGUCUACUGGCUGGAAACAGCAGAAUGACUAUUUCCAGUCGGUAACAACAUUUUUAAAAAAUAAAAUAUUUCAGGAUGCACUCUUUCAUAUUGAUUUCAAUUGCGAUGAUGUCUAUAGUUUGGUCAAACCAUGCGACAAAGAUACGGUAGAUGGAUUGGAAAUCGAUUUGGAUUCGAUAAUGACUGCCUGCUCCGUCUGUUUUAUCAUUUUGCACAUGUUGGCGUUUAGGAGAAAUGGUGAGUUUUAAAAAUUAUUCUUCUAACCUGAAAGCUGGUUUGAAACGGGGAAUCACGUGGCAAAGUUGUCAUCAUUUCUCAAAAAAUAAAAAUUCGUGAUUCUAAACGAUUCUUGUCGAGAAAAUUUUUUUAAACAUUUUUCUAAACACAUUUUCCCAAUUAUAAAAUGAAAUCUUGCUACCAGAAGUCUCCCUUUAAAUUGCCAAUUUCGUUCAGAUCUCUCUCAAUUUUCAAAUGAUAAUCGUCAACGUUGGAUUCGGAAAAUGAAUAAAAAUCCAAUUUCAAUGAUUGAAAUUUAUAAUGAAAAAUUGAAGGAUUAUAUUUCACCAAAAGCAAGUUUUGAUUAUUUCGAAGCAAAUAAACAAAAUAAUCGAUAUCCAAAUAUCCCGUGCAAUGAUGAACAUCGGGUUGUUUUGAAUGGUUGGAAUCAUUAUAUUCACGCAAAUUGGAUUCGUAUUCCAAAACAUCUCAUCGAUCCACUAACACAUCGUGCAAUGCCUGGAAAAGUACGACAAUAUAUUGUGACACAGGCGCCGAUUGAUGAUACUUGUGCUGAUUUUUGGUCGAUGUGUUGGCAGGAAAAUGUUGGAAUUGUAUUGAUGUUGUGUGGAUUUGUUGAAAAUGGACACGAAAAAUGUGCAGAAUAUUUGCCGGGAAAAAUUGGCGAGACAUUGGAGUUCAAAAAGGAUCGAAGAUUAUCGGUGAAAUGUGUUGAUGUUAGAAAUCACUCGUUGAAGGUGGGAUUGGGAGUAGCUUCCGCGAAAUGAAACUGUAUAAUUCUAAAAUUUCAGGGGGUUGAACAUCGUAUUCUUGAAGUUCGCGUUGAAGAUGAACUUUAUGGUUCGGCAAAAACUGUAAAUCAUUUGAUUGUAAAUUGGUGGCCAGAUAAAGGUGUUCCCGAUGAUGUUCAUCAAUUAAUUGAUUUAUAUAAUUGGGUCAAAAAGAAGUCGACAAAAUUGAAGAAAAAGGCAGCAAAAGAGCAAUUAUCAUCUGCAAUUUGUGUUCAUUCGAGUUCUGGAAUCGGAAGAGCUGCCACUUUUGUCGCAUUUGAUUAUUGCUAUGCACGAAUUUUUGAAGAUGCUUGUUUUGAUACGGCGGAACUUGUGAGAGAAAUGAGAGCAUAUAGAUUUGGAGCUGUUGAAAAUGCAGAACAAUAUAUUUAUUUGAAUGUCGCGCUUCUUGAAUACAUGUCUAUUGAAGGAAUUUGUGAUACCGAACUUGGUCUUAAACUAAUUGAUGAUUAUGAAAAUUUUUUGAGAGGUGGAGGAUCAGCCACAACCGCAGCAACUACAAAUACAACUGCAACUUAUUGA
Molecule: messenger RNA, 3148 nt
Organism: Caenorhabditis angaria
Lineage: Eukaryota; Metazoa; Nematoda; Chromadorea; Rhabditida; Rhabditidae
Source: the annotation of a GenBank genome assembly